This is a messenger RNA of Acyrthosiphon pisum (pea aphid), 1900 nucleotides long. RefSeq names its product amnion associated transmembrane protein (gene Amnionless). Gene Ontology annotation, cellular component: endocytic vesicle; apical plasma membrane. The record is from RefSeq and is a predicted model, not a curated record. The transcript has 8 exons. Bases 584 to 1702 code for a protein of 372 amino acids. Gene Ontology annotation, biological process: intracellular protein localization; receptor-mediated endocytosis. Lineage: Eukaryota; Metazoa; Arthropoda; Insecta; Hemiptera; Aphididae.
AAAAACCAUAAUGAUCUAUGGUGUUCAGUGUGCGUUUGAGCUGACCGCGGUACUAUAAUAUUAACUAUACAUUAUCGACCCGCACUUAAAUAUAACAACGAUUGAAUAAUUAUAUAAUAUUUUAAAUAAAUUAUGUCGUCGUUGUAGCCGCGUACUGUAAUAUUGUUGCAGUCCCUUAUUGUGGCUGUCGCUGUUGCUGUCGUCGCGAUCGUAACCCACAAAAAGGACCAUAAUAAUAUUAUUAUGAUGCCGUCGACGGCGAUGAUCGUCGUGGCCGCAGCUCUCAUGUCGUUUUCAGGUUCGCUCCCGUGCACUUUUCCGUAGGACAUAAAUCGGCUCACGCGGCGCCGUGGACGGCGUGGCCAAGCAGUGGACGCCCAACGUGGACUUUGAGGCGCCGCGAAACUGGGACGCGGGACACGUCCCUUCGCCCGUGGACGUGGCCGUGUUCCAGAAGGACACCUUGGUCCCGGUGGUGGUGCCGGCCGCUGGCGUCGACGUGUGCGAGGUCGUGCUGCCCUUCAACGGUCAGCUGAUCUUGGAGCCCAACGCCCGCGUAGUGAUCUCCGCGUCUUCCGAAGCGAUGGGUGGUUGCACGGGACAGGACGUGACUUUUAAACAAAACGCCCCGAUGGAAUGGGUGGAUCCGGACAACUGGUCGAUGGAAAAUUUUAACAUAGCAACGCCACACGUGGAACGGAUACCGUGCGUGCACGAUACCGUCGUGUUCAACCCCGGCCAUUCGUUUUCGGUCAUUGUGCCCGACGUUCCGAUCAACAUCGGAUCAAUGAAGUUCGGGAACCAAACGUUCGGUCAAACCGAAUUGAACGAGUUUCUUUUGUCGGACGUCGGCGAUCAAGAACUGAAGAGUUUUUCCCCCGACAACGAUGUAUCCAUUACACUGACGUCGACGUCCUGCGAAGUCCAUACAGGAUGUGAAUGCGGCACUCAACAACUUUUCGACCAAGUAUGCAAAGUGGCUUCAAAACGCUGCGAUAGUAAAUUGGGCUGCCUAAGUCCAGUGAAACCGAUUGGCCAUUGUUGUUGGACCUGUGGAGCUUAUUUUUUAAUUAAUUACAACCCAAAUAAUUUCACAAUCGAACAAUUCAGCAAAGAAUUCGAAAAUGACAUGCCCAAAUUAAAACCGACGUUUGAAAAAUAUCAACUUUCUUAUUACAUGAGUAAACUGUUGAACGGAAAAGUACAAGUCGUAAUGGCGAGUAACACAAAAUAUGUGGACGAAAUAAAUGAAAUAGCCAAGACCAUACACUCGCAGCUAAUUGCUUAUCAGGGCGUGACAGACGUGAAAAUUUUCAACUCGGGACUGGCUUACGACGCGGACGGUAUGACGUACGGCCAAAUAGCCCUGGCCACAUGCAUCGUCAUAUUUUGCAGCAUGUUGGCAAUUAUGUUAUACUACAACAACGACUGGAAAUCACUAUUGUCUGGCUCCGGGUCCAGUGCUGGUGCUGUAUUCGUCAAAUUCAAAAACGAUGCUAACGAAGCUGUGGAACUGAUCGACGAAGACGUCCGAUUGCAGCGUAAGACUUCGUUCGACAACCCCACUUACGGAGCCGUGGAGAGUAUGAACAAAUCGCAGGCGUUUAAGAAAAUGCAUUCGUAUUCAGAUCUAUCUGUUUUGACGACACCGAGCGACGCGAUGGAUGUUGAACUGCAAGAAACUGGCGAACAAAAGUCAUGAUAUUAUUAUGAACCCGCCAAAAUAUGUGUACGUUUAUUAAUAAUUGGUUUGUUUGUGUGUACAACAGACCGUAAUAUUAUUAUAUUCCUAUGUUUAUGAUAUUUAAUCCAUCCGAAUCGAAUACGAAUCAGACUCGUGUCGUGUUUCGACCAUGAUUGUCGCUGCAGUACGCGAUUAUUCAAAAUAAAACUUUUAUUA